Molecule: messenger RNA, 3476 nt
Organism: Nothobranchius furzeri (turquoise killifish)
Lineage: Eukaryota; Metazoa; Chordata; Actinopteri; Cyprinodontiformes; Nothobranchiidae
Gene: slc16a5a
Product: solute carrier family 16 member 5a
Biological process (GO): monocarboxylic acid transport; transmembrane transport
Cellular component (GO): plasma membrane
Molecular function (GO): monocarboxylic acid transmembrane transporter activity
Source: RefSeq, a predicted model, not a curated record
CCGCCCUUAUUACCCGGUGGUGGACGUACGUCAGUUACGAACGCCCCCCCGGAUGGCCGUUGCCUGCGCGGUCAGUCACCGAGGGGCGACAAUCACCACCGCCACCGCGGGGAGCUGAAGCUCAGCCCGGCUGGAGGACCGCGAGCAGCAGCAGAACAGGCGAGUAGCAGCUUCUGGUUUUUAAACACAAACGGAAGAAGGAGGUGAUGAUGGUGAUCCGCUUCCUCCUGCUGGCUCAGCAGCUGAUGUGACGGACACAGCAGUUUCAGUGACAUGGGCAGCAGAGGUGAUUUCACUUCCCGUGGAGCGACCUCAGUAGCCCUGCUGGGACUGACGAACAUAAGAUGACUCAGCAAAAUGGGAUCAGGGGCUCAGGCUAUGGCCACCUCCACUCAGAGGCCUCAAAGGCUUUCAACUUGGCCAACGGUGUGGAGGAGCGCAAAGCCAAUGACUAUGAGAGUGAGGAGAGGGGGCAGGGUGGUGAAAGCAGAUCCCCCGCAGCUGUAACGGGAGCAGUCGCCGCUCCGGAUGGUGGGUGGGGCUGGGUGGUGCUGGUUGCCACCAUCCUGGUUCUGGCUAUGACCCUGGGGUUCCCUUCCUGUGUGGGAAUCUUCUACACAGACCUGCAGAACGAGUUUCAGGCGACCAACAGCGAAACGUCGUGGGUGCCCUCCAUCAUGACGUCAGUGCUUCAUGCAGGAGGGCCCUUUUGUAGUGUGCUGGUGGACAAAUUUGGCUGCAGAGCGACGGUCAUGCUGGGUGGAGUCCUGAGCGGGGUCGGAAUGGCUGCCAGCUCAUUUACCCGCUCCAUGACUGAGCUUUACAUCACUGCUGGAGUCAUUACAGGACUUGGGUUCUGCUUCAGUUUCCAGCCAGCUGUGACCAUCCUGGGACACUACUUUGUGCGCCGUCGCGCGUUUGCUAACGCCAUGUCCUCCACUGGCACCGCCCUCGGACUGUGCAUUCUGCCGUUCCUGGGAAACUACCUCCACACACAGUUUGGCUGGAGGGGAAGCUUUCUCAUUCUGGGGGCCGUUCUAUUGAACUGCUGCGUGUGUGGAGCUGUGAUGAGGCCCCUCCAGCCCAACAGGCAUCGUGGCCCGCCUCUGAUGGACCACAAACCUCCAUCCGAUCAGGAAGAUGAAAGAAAACAGAAAGGGAGGUUGAGGACGAUGUGGAGCUAUGUGGUGGCCUCUCUGAGCAAACACAUGGCAUUUGAUCAGCUCUGUAACAACCGGCGUUACUGUGUGUAUGCCAUAGGCAUCACCUUCAUGAUGCUUGGGUUUGUGGUACCCCUGAUUUAUCUGGUUCCUUAUGCCACGGGCCACAGCAUGGAGCCGAGUCAGGCUGCACUGCUGCUCUCCAUCCUGGGGGUCGUCAACAUCGUGGUGCGGCCACCAUUUGGCAUCAUAUUCAACCUGCCCUGGUUCAAAGGGCGACACAUUUAUGUUUUUGCCUCAGCUCUGCUGGUCAACGGGCUCAGUAACAGCAUCUGCUGCCUGGGAGCUAGCUUUCCUGUCCUGGUGAUGUACGUGAUGACCUACGGGCUCUCCAUGAGCGUAGUGGGCUCCCUGAUGUUCACCGUUCUCAUGGAUAUCCUAGAGAUGAGCCGCUUCCCUUCUGCUCUGGGCCUGCUUGCUGUCAUGGAGAGUGUCACGCUGCUGAUUGGACCACCACUGGCAGGCAUCCUGGUGGACACAACAGGAACAUAUUCCUACGUCUUUAUUGCCUGCAGUGCCAUCGUUGCCUCCUCUGCUGUGUAUCUCAUGUUGGCGUUCUGCUGGCUGGAUAACAAAGAGAAGAAGGCAUCAAAACAGGGUCAGCUUUCCUAUCAACCUGACCCGAUAAGACCUACAGCUGAUGCGUCUCCUGGCUGCAGGUACAGGAGCGUGCCCACAGAGGGAGACAAAGACAAGGCUGCAUCCAACGGGAUUGAGUAUCACACCAGCAUCUGAUCCUGAUCCCACUGUGUCACGCUUCGGCUCAGAUCUCAGCAAAUUAUUCCAUUUUAACUGAAAAUUGUGAAUAUUUUGCCCAGUUGCUUACCAAAUUAACAGAUGUGCACUUACAACAACAUGAUUGUACUGUUUUAGUAGAAUGCUGCAGAUCUCAUCAACACACAAUCCAUCACUCCAGUCAAUCCAAGGAGCUUGUAAAAGAAAAAACCCUGAGAUGUUUGCUGCAAUCAUGACUUAUCUUUUUUUGUUGGUUCAUUUGAGCCACUUUUGAGGUGGUGGCUGCUUCAGACAGUCAAACUGAAACCUUUGUUUACUUGUAAACAAAUCUCCAAAGAUCAAAAUCGACAAUAUCUUUCCAUUAAAAACCCCAUCGGACAAUCCCAGAGGCAUUUAAAUCCACUUGUCUAAACUGUUCAAAUACUUUAAAAGGAAAACUUUAGCUUUAUUGAUAUUUUUGCACAAACACUAGAUUUUUUUUCAAUCUUUGUCUUUAUACCAAAUCAAAGCACAAGAAAUAGAAUUUACAUUAUUUAUUUAUGAAAACAGCAGGUGACUUAUUGUGAUGUUUGACAUGACUAUUGCUUCCUGUAGCUGAAAUAACUUAUAGAAGAAAUUUCCAAACCCAGAAUUAAACCCACUACAACAAAUAGUUUUUAAUUAUGAAAAGUUCAGCUAUUGUUCAAGAUUUUCUGUCUAGUUUUAUCUGGAAAGAUCCCGGAUGAGCCCCCAUUUGUUACAGUUUGGCUCUAAACUGUAGCAAGAUGGGGCAGUACGAGGUGGCAAGCUCAUCAGAUGUUUUGCAAAUGAGAAUAUAACAGUAAACAGCUGGUUACAUUUCCUUUAUUUCUGGUUUUGGUUUUUGCAUGAGAUUUAUUAACUAAGAAUAAUUUGCAUAAUCACAAACCUAAUAGGUUUGUAACCAGUCUUAAAUCUUCCUGCACAUCAAGCUGAACAGUUUAAAGUCACUUUCAGUUAAGUAAUCAGAUACUUCACUUUCAUAACAGAGGAAAAAGUAAAAUACACGCAUUGUAUGUUAUUUGCUGUCAUGGCAAAAAAUAAAUAGUUUUGUUGUUGAUUUUGCGACCAUCCUGCAACAGUGCCUUCUACAAAGCUGGUGAAUUCUGGAAAGAUGAUUCACACCUUUAGCUUUUUACAGAUGAUUUAUAUGAAGUUUUUGUGCUUUGAAAGACUGGAAACAAUCACUGAGGUGAACAUGUGACACAGCGCAAAUGAUGAUGGUUUUAUGACACAGAAACUCUUAUCUUAAGCUCUGUUCACUUCCUUUGAAGAUUCAACAUAAACACAAACCCUGCCAAUGCAUGUUUAAGCAAAACCAUUAAAAUAAGUAGAAAUAACAAUACUUUCACCAGCUGUCUUCAGUAUAACUAAAUAUUGAUUUCUUAUCAAAGAAUUUCUUAGUAAACUUUGGAGGCUUGGCUUGCUGUAUGCCAAAUUAAAUCUUUAUUAUCAAUUCUUUAUGUGGCUGGAGGGAAAUAAAUGUUUAGAUAUGAAAACUGC